GUCCCUUCAUUUCUUCAUGAUGAUAUAACCGUUCAAAACUUGAUAAUGGUCAUCUGUGAUCGUGAUUCGACCAUUUCAAAGCGGAUUUGGCAUCUAGCAGGUUGUUGUGUGUGUUUCUGCAAGACUCAACAAGAACACUACCCAUAACAUUGUGAGAGAGACCAAGCUGCAGCAGGUGCGUCUCGACACUUGGGAUACCCAUAACAUCCGAGGCAACUGUCAGGACAUGAAAUGGAUUUUCUGAGCGGCAGCGGUGCGGGGCUGAGGUCGGAGAUGCAUGGGGAACAAAGCGAGGAAGGUUCAGGAUUAUAUCCUGUUGCUGACUUCAACUUCUCUUUCAUGCUUAACGAAACGAACCAGUCCUUUGGAGAGUACGCUCACUUGUCUGAUUUGGAGAAAAGUUAUUUAUUCGGGGAUGGAUCCGCCGUCCUGAGAAUAAUAAUCUCUGUGAUUUACUCUGUGGUCUGUACCUUGGGGUUGAUAGGAAACAUCCUUGUUUUAUAUCUCAUGAAGUCUAAACAAGUAUGGAAGAAAUCGUCCAUUAACUUUUUCGUGACGAGUUUAGCGUUGACUGAUUUCCAGUUUGUAUUAACUCUUCCUUUUUGGGCAGUGGAGAACGCUUUGGACUUCACCUGGCUUUUUGGAAAAGCCAUGUGCAAGAUAGUGUCUUACGUGACAGCGAUGAAUAUGUACGCAAGUGUGUUUUUCCUGACUGCUAUGAGUGUGGCACGGUACUGGUCGGUUGCAUCGGCUCUCAAGAGCAGGCGGCGCCGUCACCGCUGCUGCUCCGCGCGCUUUAUGAGCGUUGUUAUAUGGGUUGCUGCUAUAUCCGCAGCUUUGCCCCAUGCGGUGUUCUCCACAACGGCGACUGUCUCCAACGAGGAACUGUGCCUUGUUAAAUUUCCAGACACCGUUGACGCACAAUUCUGGCUUGGACUUUACCAUAGUCAAAAAGUACUGAUCGGGUUUCUAAUACCGCUGGGGAUCAUCUCCGUCUGCUACCUGCUGCUUUUGCGCUUCAUCACAUCCAGGAAUGUGAAUACCUCCAGCGCAAAGAGGCGCUCCAAAGUGACAAAAUCUGUGACUAUAGUGGUUCUGUCAUUCUUCCUCUGUUGGUUGCCGAACCAGGCACUAACGGCGUGGGGAAUUCUCAUAAAACUCAACUUUGUGCAUUUCAGUUGGGCAUAUUACACCACGCAGGCAUAUGUAUUCCCAGUGUCUGUCUGUUUGGCGCACUCUAACAGCUGUCUAAACCCCAUAUUAUAUUGUCUAAUGAGAAGAGAGUUCAGAAAGGCUUUGAAAAAACUUUUUUGGCAAAUAACUUCUCCAUCCGUGACCAACAUGAGACCAUUUACGGCGACGACCAAGCCAGAGCAAGACGAGCAUGGACAUGCGUUGGUACCGUUAAGUCCGGCAGAGCCAGCCUUGGUUUUCUAUCCACCUGGUGUUGUCAUUUACAAUGGGAGAAACGAUAUGCUCCCGAACAGUACGUAGUACAUGCAGCCUACCAAGCUGUCAACGGUGCCAAGUCGAUUUGUUUGGAUGUAUUAAUGUGUUGAUCGAUUUAUUUAUUUAUUAAAUAUGUAUACAUGUAUUUAUUUAUUUCUAUCAACACUAUUUUUGUCAAUUUUACGCAUCAGUGAGAAGUGUCAUGCCCUGGACUGAUUGAAGCCAAAACUUGCCUAGACAGAUUCAGAAAUGUAUUGUUGAGACCUUUUCCAAUGCCACUCAAUCGUGUUACAACUGAAUAACGGGCAUUUCCCUCUUCGAAAUGUGUUUCAUAGAUGCACAUCAUUCAUGUGUAAAAUAAGUCGGUCGGUUAAUCUUAUGUAAAUUGUGGGCUUUAAUGUCUAUGUGUGGCACAUCAAAAUAAAGACCUGGAUCAUCUUGACAUACACAGCUUGAUAGAUUACAACUGUGAUGUGGUAAAUAAAUCUUACACAUGCUC
This is a messenger RNA of Oncorhynchus mykiss (rainbow trout), 1948 nucleotides long. Its product is annotated as relaxin-3 receptor 1-like. Gene Ontology annotation, cellular component: membrane; external side of plasma membrane. Gene Ontology annotation, biological process: calcium-mediated signaling; G protein-coupled receptor signaling pathway; positive regulation of cytosolic calcium ion concentration. NCBI's taxonomy places the organism in Eukaryota, Metazoa, Chordata, Actinopteri, Salmoniformes, Salmonidae. Gene Ontology annotation, molecular function: C-C chemokine binding; C-C chemokine receptor activity. The record is from RefSeq and is a predicted model, not a curated record.